Messenger RNA from Mycena citricolor, 2168 nucleotides. The record is from the annotation of a GenBank genome assembly. Lineage: Eukaryota; Fungi; Basidiomycota; Agaricomycetes; Agaricales; Mycenaceae.
ACCUUCCGGAACACCCAACUUAUGUCAACUCGCGCACAACAGCAGGAGAAGAGCAGAUUGUCGUUGAAUUUAUCCUGCUUCGAAGUCGGCCCGUUGAGUGUCGUGCCUUUGAUAGAAAGGACAACGGUUGAGUUGUCCGACGAGAUGAAUACAUGGCCCCGGAACCCAUUCUCUGGAUCCUCCCAACCGAAGGGAAAGCUCUUGUUCCAGGCCUCAUCGACGGUGUACCAGUUACUCUUCCCUGGCGUUGCGUAGGCAUUGGCGCUCAUACGCGCGAGCUGAGCCAGCGUGCCUCUAUCCUCUACGUCGGGACCCGAUACCUCUAUUCUAUCCCAUUCGAUGGGUUCUGUCUGCUCUAGGUGGAUCGAUCGCCAUCUCGAGCGGUGGAAGUGAUCCAUGGACCGAGGGCGAUGGACGGCUGUGGGUCGCGCCUUCAGCGAGCCCAAUGGCGUCGGAGCCCGGGAGUUCAAUGCAAAGAUAGGUGGGCAUGAGAACAGCACGAGGUGAAGGAUGAGGAGGACUCCAUUCAUUUGCGUAGCUUCGACGAGAGUGCGGGACAACUUAGAGCAAUUAGCACCGUGACUGGCCGUCCCUUAUCAGGACUAAUUUCCGGGCCGGAUGUUCCGAAAGCAAUCUCUCACCGUGCCAUGAAGUACGUUUGGCUCGACGUAGAUCCUGGCCACGAUGAUGCCACCGCGAUCCUCCUAGCCCUCCACGCGCCCAAUAUCACGCCCUUGGGGAUCUCGACGGUAUAGCAGGAUUGCCAUCAUCAAGCCGUCGACGCGGAAGUAACCUCAGUCAGACCCAUGGAAAUGCGAGCAGCGACUGGACGAUGCUCAACGCAGCGAGAUGUCUACACGCGUUCGGUGCGGCCGCGGUGUAUCCGGAUAUGCGCGUCUACCCCGGGGCGACCAAGCCUCUCCUGCGCCCCGCGAAGCACGACCCAGAAAUCCACGGUGUCGACGGUCUCGGGGGUGUCGUGGGUCUGCCAGAUCCAGCCAGUGCUGAGGUCCAGCAGUGGAUUGCACGGGAUGCCGAGGGGGCGGUGGUGAGAGCCCUCGAGGGGAUGUCACACCAUGUGAAACGGACGUGGAAUAAUGGGAUGGGGUCCAAGGUCACUAUCAUCUCCAGCGGUCCGAUGACCAACAUCGCGUUGUUCGCGUCGGUGUAUCCAGAUCUGUUGAUCGCUGUGGAAGAGUUCGUGUUCAUGGGGGGUGGAGUUGGCUUGGGCAAUCGGUCGGCUGUUGCUGAGUACAAUAUAUUAUGCGACCCUCAUGCAGCUCAAAUCGUUCUGGAUACUCCUGUGAGGAAGGCCAUGAUUCCCAUCAACGUAACACACACCGCCAUCGUCACACAUAGCGUUCAUACGCGUCUUCUGUCGCCGUCGUCGCCGGACCCUCGUGACUUGAGUGUGCCUCUCCCCGCACCGACAACGAGCCUGCGGCACACGCUGUCAACACUGAUUGGAUUCUUCGCCGAGUCGUACAAGAGCACAUUCGGUUUUAACGACGGUCCUCCUCUGCAUGACGCACUGACAAUCGCCUAUGUCUCGCAGCCAGAACUUUUCACUGGCACGCGGUAUCGAGUCGAUGUCGAACUGGCCGCAACAUUCACAUCCGGUGAAACUGUUGUGGAUGUCUGGAAUUACCAAGGUUUUGGAGAGGACACAUGGGGAGUCGGGGGAAAGAACUGUCUUGUCACCCAGUCUCUCAAUGUCUCUGCCUUCUUUGAACUGUUCCAUCAAUGUCUGUUGACCUGUGACCAAGUUUCGCCACUCAACCAUUGAGAAUCUGUAAUCAUCAUCUCCUUCCAUUUGUCUAUGUAAAUUUCUUUGCUGUUAGACCGCCAGUGCUCAUCCCAAGAUCGCCACAGCAACAAAGAUCGAAAACACGCCGACCACUGUUGCAGUCCAUAUCAUGGUACUCGUCCUUGAUGGUGGAGGAGUCAGCUCCCCAAUGCAUAUUACGGAACACCGCACCAAAUUCACUCCCUCUCGAACCGGAUCUCUGCAUAGUCCGGAUAUAAAUUCAGCGAUCGAUCUCAGUAACCUGCUGUGCUCGUCUUGCGAUUGUGAUUUACCCAGUGUAUAUGGGUCAAUACCAGAGAGACAACUGAGGAUUAAAAGUCCAUUGAUUGCUAUUACAGGUGCUUAGUUAUACAGUCCAGAC